Messenger RNA from Rana temporaria (common frog), 2613 nucleotides. It is a transcript of the gene CHMP7, whose product is annotated as charged multivesicular body protein 7. Bases 268 to 1611 code for a protein of 447 amino acids. Gene Ontology annotation, biological process: late endosome to vacuole transport via multivesicular body sorting pathway; vesicle budding from membrane. The transcript has 13 exons. Lineage: Eukaryota; Metazoa; Chordata; Amphibia; Anura; Ranidae. The record is from RefSeq and is a predicted model, not a curated record. Gene Ontology annotation, cellular component: multivesicular body; ESCRT III complex; cytoplasmic side of plasma membrane.
CUGACAAGAGGUCGGAAGAUGGCGCCCGUGCAGCAUGGACUAUGAAUCAUGUGGAGUGUGGGCUGUCUAUGUGUACGGAAGCUGAGAGGGAUCAACACCGCACAACACUAGAGGGGACGAGUGCCUGGGGACAUGGUGUGUCAUUCAGCAUAAGGAACCACAGCAGGCGGCAGGGGAUGCAGGCAUUCCACACUCCUGGAAGUGUGACCCCUGUGAGGAUUCUACAGACCAUAGCAGUGGAAUAGGUCUGCCCCUUAAGCCACAGUGAUGAUGGCCCAGCCUUACCCUGCAGACUGGGAUGAUGAUGAACGGAUGUCAUUUUUAUUCUCUGCCUUCAAAGGGACACGAGAUGUGAACAGUGCGGACUGGGACAGUAAAAUGACAUUUUGGAUGCCACUGAUUUUGCAGCAUGCCAAGGCUCAAGGAAUGGUCAGUGUCACACUGCGCCAACUACAAUCGCACUUCACCCGCAAGGGCAGCACUCCAUUGGGUUUGGCAACGGUGAUCCAAGAGAUGCUCAGACGUGGUUGCCUGUACCAAGAGUCAGAUUUUGUGUCUAGAAUCUCCAGCGGCUGGAUCUCAUGGGGCAUGAGGCAAAUCGUAAUCAAACCCCUACAGUGGACCCUGAGUACAAUUCUAGGUAGUCCGAUAAACCCAGAUGAGCCAUUCGUCAUUCUUGAUGCCUUAAAGGAGCAGGCAGAGCUGGUGGUAAAGAAAUACCAGUCCUCCCCACUGAGUUCUACUUCCUUGUUGUUAGAUGAUGAAGUAUACACCCUCUACAAGGAUCAGUUUCCGGAAAGGUCUGCCUUUAAUCUUGUUUUAUUACAGCUGCAGAGAGAUAAGAAGAUCUGUGUUUUGCAAAGACAUGGGGAGAAGCUUGUGAAGUUUGUACAGGGUGGAAAGACUCAGGUGACCCCAAUAGGAGAAUCUGAUUUGGGCAUUUAUGAGUUGCAAAAAAGUCAGAAGCUGCUUUCACUGAGAGUGCAGAAGACGAGUGCGGAGUCUGACCGGCUGAAGGAAGAAGCAAUAAGCUUUAAAAGAGCUGGAAAUAAGCAGCAGGCUCUGCGAUGUAUGAGACGCAGGAAGUUGUCAGAACGACGGUUGUCAGAGCUGCAGAAUAAGCUGGACACUAUACAGAGCAUCCUGGAGAGAAUAUCAAUAGCAGAAACUGACCGCAUGGUGGUAUCUGCUUAUGAGGUGGGGGUAACAGCCCUGCGCACUUCACUGAAGGAUGUCAGUCUGGAGAAGACAGAGAACUUGGUGGAUCAGAUUCAGGAGUUCUGUGACCUUCAGGAUGAUGUUAGCGAGACCUUGGCUGGAGCAGUGCCUGGGGAUAUUGAUGUGGAUGCAGACGAGCUGGAGAAAGAGCUGAACGAGAUUCUCCAAGAAGUUCAUGCAGACCUUCCUGAUGUCCCUACUGGACCACUCAGAGUGGGGGGCAUCUCCCCACAAAGGCUUCCUACUCUGCAGAAUAAUAGAGCUUUUGACAUGAGUCAAUUGGAUGUAAAUCUUCCAGAUGUCCCCAUCACAGCUCCCAAGGUUCCAAUCGCUGUCUCACCUGAGAGAAAUAGAGAUGCUCCACCCCGGACACCGUAUUUAUUGCCCCAGUGAUCACCUCAGAGUCCUGAUGAUCCACCCAAUAAUGAAGUAGACUGUUCCUGUACAGGAAGUAGCUUGGCGGUUUAUUUGUAUGCAGGCGCUGUCAUUCCGUUCUGUUCUCUGCCCACCAAGUAAUCUUUAAGCUAUCCUUCCUUGCACUAUAACUUUAAAGUUGAUGUAAGCCCAAACUACAUGACAAUUUUUGCUGUUGCAGUGUGAAUCAUAAAGAUUUUUUUUUCUGCCUCUUCGAAAACACUGUUUUUGACCUAUUUAUUUUUAUUUUGCAUCUCAGUACUGCUGACUUACUGCAACCUCUUUGCAGUCACUUCCUGUCUAUGUGCUCCUCAACGAUGGCUGCAGGAAUUUUCUCAGGAUAGUCCACUUUUGUUGCCAUCAGAAAACCUAUGUCUGUCUGUACAUUGAGCAUCUGCACAGCCGCUCAUAGUCUUAACCUAAAGCUCAAGUGACAGAAUGACAAUGCAAGAGUCCAACUGGGACAUGGGUAGAAAAUGUCGUUAUCGCAUAACAAGAAGUGUCUGAACAAAUACCUUCAUAGCAGGAUCAAUGCCUAAUAUUUUAAAUAAUUCUGUAGAUUUAAAAGGAUUGAAAAUAACUUUUGACCACUUGCCGCUCGGCUAGUAUAGCACCCCCAGUGAUUACGUAUGUUAACAAGUGUCAUGUUGCAGCCAGUGUUUUCUGUUUCUUACAAUGAUUUGCACUGUAAGAAAUAUUCUGUGAUCUUUUGUUAGUAUAUCGUGUCACUAAAGCAGCCAGCCAAAGUCCCAGAUCACUAGCCACACCAGUAGAGUAUCACUGUGGUGGCUAGUGAUUAGCGACGCUGGCUGUGCUGGUGACACUGCAUGUCCCUGAUGACUUCCACGUCAGUACAGUGUCAAGAUACAAGUACAGCCAACUACAGUGUCCCUGAUGACUUCCACGUCCGUACAGUGUCGCCAUACAAGUACCGCCAACUACAGUGUCCCUGAUGAUUUCCACAUCAGUACAGUGUCACCA